This is a messenger RNA of Coniosporium apollinis CBS 100218, 2802 nucleotides long. RefSeq names its product DNA excision repair protein ERCC-4. Gene Ontology annotation, biological process: double-strand break repair via homologous recombination; double-strand break repair via single-strand annealing, removal of nonhomologous ends; nucleotide-excision repair involved in interstrand cross-link repair. Gene Ontology annotation, molecular function: damaged DNA binding; single-stranded DNA binding; single-stranded DNA endonuclease activity. The coding region runs from base 1 to 2802 and encodes 933 amino acids. NCBI's taxonomy places the organism in Eukaryota, Fungi, Ascomycota, Dothideomycetes. The transcript is spliced from 3 exons. Gene Ontology annotation, cellular component: nucleotide-excision repair factor 1 complex. The record is from RefSeq and is a predicted model, not a curated record.
AUGCCCGGAGAUGAGAAAGCGCCGGUGAAGCUCUCGCUGCCGCUGGAAUUCCAGCAAGAAAUCUUCCGCGAACUGCGCGAGGAAGAUGCCCUCGUCCUCAUUGCGCGUGGCCUCGGCCUACUGCGCAUCGUAACGAACCUUCUGCACUCCUAUGAUGCGGCCGGAAACAACCUGAUUCUGCUUGUUGGAGCCGACGACCGCGAGAAUGGAUGGAUCGGGGAGUCGCUGGCAGAGCACGCCGCCAUCAGCAUGGUGCCCAAGGCUCGCGGUCUGAGCCUCGUCAAUACGGACCUUACGAGCGUGGGGGCAAGGGAGAAGAUGUAUUCGGGAGGAGGGAUAUUCAGCAUCACAUCGCGGAUCCUGAUUGUGGACUUUCUCUCUGGACUGCUGGACCCGGCUACGGUGACGGGCAUUGUGGUGUUGCACGCUGAGAGGGUUGUUGCGACAUCGCUGGAGGCAUUCAUAUUGCGCAUCUACCGGCAGAAGAACAAGACAGGCUUCUUGAAAGCGUUCUCCGACAACCCGGAGCCGUUUACGACUGGGUUCUCUCCGCUCGCCAACAUGAUGCGCAAUCUGUUCUUAAGGAAGCCCUCACUAUACCCACGCUUCCACGUUUCAGUCGCGAAGUCCCUUGAGGGCCGGCGGAAGGCGGAAGUGAUUGAGCUCGAGGUGCCCAUGACCGAAGGCAUGAGGCUCAUACAGAAUGCGGUCAUGGAGUGCGUCGAGGUCAGCAUCAGCGAGCUUAAGAAGGGGAAUCCAGGUCUUCAGAUGGAAGACUGGAACCUGGAUAGCGCACUACACAAGAGUUUCGACGUUAUAGUAAGGCGGCAGCUCGACCCUGUGUGGCACCGGACCACCUUCAGGACCAGGCAGAUUGCACGAGACCUCACGCUGCUACGGACGAUCUUGCACUCGCUGUUGACAUACGAUGCCGUCAACUUCAACAAGUAUCUAGAUACUGUGCUUGCUGCCUCCUCUCCUCCACCCGGGUCGACACGGCAAAACCAGUCGCCAUGGCUCUUCCUCGACGCUGCUCAUACCAUCUUCGAAACGGCAAAACGCCGCGUAUACAGUGGCAAGAUCACGAACGGUGACACGACGGGGGGCGCAGGAGGUGUACCUGACUCCCUCCAUCCAGUACUUGAGGAGCUUCCGAAAUGGGCAGUGCUCGCGGAGAUUCUCGAGGAGAUCGACCGCGAUAACUACUUCAAUCCUCCAGUCCGGGAUGACUCGAACGGCACCAUACUGAUCAUGUGCGGUGAUCAAGGGACUUGCGCUCAACUGCGCGAGUAUCUCCAGACCAUGCGCAUACGGCCGGAGGAAUCAAAUGGAGACGCUGACGGAGCCGAGGACGAGUCCACGCCAUCAGCUUCGUUCAUGAUGCGGCGCCGGCUGCGCAACUACCUCAACUGGAAGCGCGACUUCGCCAAAGUCAGCGCCUCGCUCUUUGCCGAGAACGAGAAGACCAUCAACGGCGAGGCAGACAAGCGAGGCGGACAGAACGCUCGCGGCAAGGCCCCCGCGCACAAACGAAGACGCGUGCGCGGAGGAUCAGCAGCAGCUUCGACGACCACGAGAACCGCAAGCGGUAGCAUCCACGUAGCUGGCGACCGCGAAUCGCACAUUGCAGACCUAAUGGCUGAGCUGGCGCCCACGGACGCCGAAGCGCUGCAAAAAGGCGAGAUUGGAGCCGAUCCCCUCGAGGACAUGGAAGACUACUACGAACUUUAUGACAUGAACGAGCUCGUCGUCAUCCAUCCCUACGACGGCGACAUGGACGAACAUGUGCUGGAGGAGGUGAAGCCUCGCUACGUGAUCAUGUACGAGCCCGAUGCCGCGUUUAUAAGGCGGGUCGAGGUGUAUCGGAGCUCCCAUACCGACCGCAACGUCCGUGUCUACUUCCUGUAUUAUGGCGGCUCGGUCGAGGAGCAGCGCUACCUGAGCGCUGUGCGCCGUGAGAAAGACGCGUUUACGAGGCUUGUAAGGGAGAGGGGGAGCAUGGCACUGACUCUCAACGACGCGAGCACCGACCCGCAAGAGGCCUUCCUCCGUACACUCAAUACGCGCAUCGCAGGCGGAGGCCGCGUAGCCGCAACCGCACAACCCCCGCGCGUCGUCGUCGACGUGCGCGAGUUCCGUUCCUCGCUCCCGUCACUGCUGCACGGCCGCAACAUGGUCGUGGUCCCCUGCAUGCUGACCGUGGGCGACUACGUCUUAAGCCCAAGCAUCUGCGUUGAGCGCAAGUCGGUGAAAGACCUGAUCUCCUCCUUCAACAACGGCCGGCUAUACAACCAAGCCGAGACGAUGCUGCUACACUACGCGCACCCCUUCCUGCUGAUCGAGUUCGACCAGAACAAGUCCUUCACGCUCGAGCCGUUCGCCGAUCUCUUCUCCGCCGGGGUCAAUAGUCUGCAGGCGAGCGACCUGCAGUCCAAGCUCGUGCUACUGACGCUCGCGUUCCCGAAACUGCGGAUUAUUUGGUCAAGCUCGCCGUACCAGACAGCCGAGAUCUUCGAGGAGCUGAAGAAGCAGCAGGAGGAGCCUGAUCCGAUCAAAGCGGUGCAGAUUGGGCUGGAUGACGGCGAGGAUCCGAACUCUGCGAGGGUGUUCAGUCAGGUGCCCCAGGAUAUGCUGAGGGUUGUACCGGGGAUCACGGAGAAGAACUUGGGGAGGAUCACAUUGGAGGUGGAGGGGAUUAUUGAGCUGGCGAAUAUGGAGGAGGAGGAUAUUAGCAAACUAGUGGGGAAGGAGGCGGGGAGGCAGAUUCACAGGUUCUUCAAUAGGAGCGUUUAUGAUGAUUAG